AUGAGUAAUUAAAGCGAUGAUGAGAACGAGGUAUUGCAAGUGGAAUUGGCAAGUGAUGAAGAAUAAAGAGCAGAGGAAGAAGAUGAAAGAAUAAAAAAAUUAGAACAAGACAAAAAGAGCUUCAUGAGUUAAAUAAAGUCCACUGGGAGAAUGAACACCAAUAUUAAAUUUGAUAACAUAGAGUCGAAGAUAAAUACACUACUAGAAAAUGCUGAGAAAUAUGCCAUGUUUCUAUUGCACCGACACAAGAGAACCUAGGAGAGUAAGCAGAAGGUUCAAGGUCAGUAGAGAGGAAAACAUAGACAGAUAGUUGAAGAUGGGAGUGAAGAAGAAGAUUUCGAUGAUACUCCCACAGUAUUGGAAAAGCAGCCUACUAUUUUAAAGGGAGGAUAAUUGAAGUCCUAUCAGUUGACUGGAUUGAAUUGGAUGAUUUCUUUGUUUGAAGAAGGAAUUAAUGGAAUAUUGGCUGAUGAAAUGGGGUUGGGCAAAACAAUACAGACAAUUGGAUUCUUGGCUUUUUUGAAAGAGUACAAAAAGAUUAGCGGACCUUAUUUGAUAGUGGCUCCAAAGUCUACUUUGGGUAAUUGGAUGAGAGAGUUCAAAAUAUGGAUGCCUUGCAUGAGAGUAGUAAAAUUGAUAGCAAUAAAAGAAGAGAGGGACGAAAUAUUAAACAGAUAUUUUUAACCAGGAAAAUUUGAUGUUUGUUUAACAAGUUAUGAGGGAGUCAACAUUUGUUUAAAGCAUAUAAGAAGAUUUCAAUACAAAUACAUCAUAAUAGAUGAGGCACACAAGAUAAAGAAUGAAGAUGCAAUCAUCAGUCAAAACUUACGUAAAAUUAGAACUAAUUAUAAAUUAUUACUUACUGGAACACCCCUAUAGAACACUCCACAUGAAUUAUGGAGUUUAUUGAAUUACUUACUGCCUGAUCUAUUUGAUUCAUCAGAAGUGUUUGACAAAUGGUUUGAAGUAAACACAGAAGCAAAGUUGAAAGAAGGAAAUGAAACCAUACAUCAAGAUGAAUUGGAAUAAAGGAAUUUGGAAAUGGUCUAGAAGUUCUAGAAGAUAUUGAGACCAUUCAUGUUAAGGAGAACCAAAGCUGAAGUGGAAAGGAUGCUUCCUCCGAAGUAGGAAAUCCAUUUGUUUAUUAAAAUGUCUAAUCUGCAAAAAUCAAUGUAUCAGAAUAUCUUGAUUCACAAUAACCCACAUGAAGGAGAUGACAAAGGCUUUUACAUGAAUAAACUAAUGCAAUUGCGUAAAAUCUGUUUACAUCCUUAUCUAUUCCCUGAAGUUGAAGACAAGAGUUUACCAGCCUUGGGAGAACACUUAGUCGAUGUGAGUGGUAAGAUGAGAGUCUUAGAUAAGUUUCUACAGAAAUUAAGUGAGGGCUAACAUCAGAUACUCAUCUUCUCAUAAUUUACUAUGAUGUUGAAUAUUCUAGAAGAUUAUUGUAAUUUUAGAGGUUACGAGUAUUGCAGAAUUGACGGAGAAACUGAAAUACAAUCAAGAGAUGAUUAGAUUGCAGAGUUUACAGCUCCAGACAGCAAGAAAUUCAUAUUUUUAUUGUCAACCAGAGCUGGUGGUCUUGGUAUCAAUUUAGCUACUGCAGAUACUGUUAUUAUUUAUGACUCUGAUUUCAAUCCCUAGAUGGAUAUGUAGGCCAUGGAUAGAGCUCAUAGAAUUGGAUAAAAGAGCAGAGUCAUGGUCUAUAGAAUGGCUUGUGAACAUACUGUUGAAGAAAAGAUCAUCGAAAGAUAAUAGAUUAAAUUACGUUGGGAUUCACUUAUGGUUUAGUAAGGGAGACUUCAGUAGAAGCAGAAUGGCAAAUUAUUAUCCAAAGAAGACUUAAAGGAAUUAACCACUUAUGGAGCUUCACAGAUUUUCAAAUUGGAUGGAGAUGAUAUCAAGGAUGAAGAUAUUGAUAUCUUACUUAAAAGAGGUGAGCAAUUGACUAAAGAAAAUGAAUGA
Messenger RNA from Paramecium tetraurelia, 1965 nucleotides. RefSeq lists its product as uncharacterized. Gene Ontology annotation, cellular component: nucleus. The transcript has 2 exons. NCBI's taxonomy places the organism in Eukaryota, Ciliophora, Oligohymenophorea, Peniculida, Parameciidae. The record is from RefSeq and is a predicted model, not a curated record. Gene Ontology annotation, molecular function: DNA binding; ATP binding; ATP-dependent chromatin remodeler activity.